GGCGUCAACAAGCGAUGGAGCGCAGUUCCUUUGAAUUACUGGCAGGCGUUGCCGCACUCGCCGUAGCCCUCUAUUAUUACUUAACAUCAACUUUCUACUUUUGGCGCAGCCGUGGGGUCGUUGGGCCCAACCCAGAACUGUUUUUCGGCAAUUUCAAGGAUGUACUGUUCAACAAGUCACACGUGAGCGAGUACCUGAUGAAGCUCUGCCAGAAGUACAAGGAUGAGCCGAUGUUCGGUAUUUUCGCGCGACGAACUCCAAUCCUGAUAGUCAAGGAUCCCGAGUACGUGAAGAACGUCUUGAUAAAGGACUUUUCGGCGUUUUGCGAUCGAGGAGUGCAGAUCCACGAGAAGAUCGAGCCUCUUAGUCAGCACUUGUUGUUCCUGGAAUCCGAGCGCUGGAAGCCCUUGCGCGCGAACUUGUCCCCGACCUUCACCUCCGGAAAACUGAGGGAAAUGUUUUAUCUGCUGACUGAGUGUGCCGAUCAUUUUGAGGACUUUCUUGAAACGGCGACAGCAAAGAACCCGGAGAUCGAGUGUCGUGAUAUUACGGCCAAGUUUACGACUGACGUGAUCGGCUCGUGUGUUUUUGGAUUGAAGAUGAACGCACUGGCUGAAGAGGAAAGUGAGUUUCGCAGAAUGGGCCGAAAGAUUUUUGAUAUUUCGCUUCUAAGGAUGAUCAAACUCAGAAUCAAGGAUGCUGCUCCUUGGCUUUUCAGCCUUUUGGGACCGCUGAUGUACGAUUACGAGCUGAAUGGAUUUUUCAUCAACACGAUGGCUCAGACCUUGAAGCUUAGAACCGAGAGUAAAGUCAAGAGAAAUGACUUUGUCGACUUGCUGCUGGAGAUCAAGAAGAAUCCUGAUAAACUUCAUCACGUAGAGUUGACGGAUACACUGAUCACCGCUCAGGCAUUUGUAUUUUUUGCUGCUGGUUUCGAGACCUCCUCUACUACUAUAAGCAAUGCUUUGUACGCGUUGGCCUUGAAUCAAUCAGUGCAAGAUAAAUUACGAGAUGAGAUAAGAGUAAAACUCAAAGAAAACAAUGGAAAAUUAACAUUUGACAGUAUUAAGAGUAUGAAAUACAUGCAUAAAGUGUUUAAUGAAACACUGAGAAAAUAUCCCCCAGCCCCAACACUUAUAAGAUGUUCGAUGAGGGAGUAUACUUUUCCAGGAACAAAUGUGACGAUACCUAAAGGAACAAGAGUUUGGAUUCCCGUGUACGGUAUUCAUCACGAUCCAAACAACUAUGCUGAUCCAGAAACCUUCAAUCCUGAAAGAUUUGAUGAAGAAAACAUCAACGAAAGGCAUCCUUCCUGCUUUUUACCAUUUGGUGAUGGUCCCCGAAACUGCAUAGGUGCUCGUUUUGCCAAUUACCAAACCAAAGUUGGUCUCGCCACGAUUUUGAAAAACUACAAAGUUGACGUUUGUAACAAAACCUCGAUACCUUACGUAAUUAAUCCAAGAGCUUUUUUGCUUGCUCCGAAAGAUGGCAUUGUGUUAAAGUUUAUAAAGUUACCGUAACUUUUGUUACUUUAUAUAAAAAUAAUAUUUGAUAAAUAGUCAAAUAUAUUAAGAAAUAAGUUUCAUUUUGGUACCUCAAGCAAAUUGUUACUCAGCGUAAAGAGGAUCUGUUGAUUUAAAAGUACUGUAUUCGCUGUAUGUAAGUGCAUUGGUACCAUCUGAUAGUAUAAAGUUGCAAAAGUGGGACUUAAUAUGUUGUUUGGACAUUGAAAUUUCACUCACUAGUUAAUACAUUUAGCAUAAAACUACAGCAAUCACAAUAAUAGCAAAUUGCACAGUUAGUUAUCGCGUAAAACAUACAAGCAAACAUUAUCAUGGAUGUCAAUAAUGCGAAAAUGAAGGUAACACCAGGAAAUUAAUGACACAACCUUGAUAGUGUAGUGUCAAAACCUGAAGAUGUAAGUAAUUUUGAAACGUUGUGCAAACAUGACGUAAGUAAAUGUACAUGACCGUGAAAAAUUAUGUCUGUUACGAUUUCAACAAUUGUUUGAUGAACUUUUUAAAAAUAAUCAUCACCUUCUGUUACAUUGAAAAUCAAUACACAAUUUUUCUUUGCUAUCAAAGUGUUAUUCUCAACAAAUCCUUUGAAUAUGUAAGCAAGAUGAAACAGUAGCAAAGCAUUUUUUUGUACUACGACAGUAACAUCACUUUCGUAACAUUUAUUUAAAUAUUGUAACAAAGCAAAAUUCCAUUAUUCUAACUUCAAAAUUAAACCAAUAAUUAAAAACCCCUUGAAAGGAACUCAUUGAACUUUUCACUUACAUGCUGAGCGUCAGACUGAUGGUCAAAGAAAAAGAAAAAAGUAAAUAAAAAAUAAAUUCCUUAGA
Copidosoma floridanum is the source of this 2347-nucleotide messenger RNA. RefSeq names its product putative cytochrome P450 6a13. Lineage: Eukaryota; Metazoa; Arthropoda; Insecta; Hymenoptera; Encyrtidae. Gene Ontology annotation, molecular function: monooxygenase activity; heme binding; oxidoreductase activity, acting on paired donors, with incorporation or reduction of molecular oxygen. The record is from RefSeq and is a predicted model, not a curated record.